AUGGCGCUCAAGCACAGUACUUCCGAGAUGUUUGACAUUCUGGUUAACCAUCUAUUCGAACCUGGGAGGGAACUCACCGCGAAAGAUGUCAUCAGCCGGAAAAGCAACAUAGGAGAAUCUAUUUUCAUGGAAUUCCGCAGGUCGAGGUCUGGCGAUGAGGCAUGGGAAGCCUCUUUUGCCAAGCUUCUUGCCAACAUUCUUGAAAACUUUCCUGACUUAGAAUUCAAUACGACCCCGGAUUACGAGGGCCUUCUGGACUUUGCGAUGUUUUCGACAAAGCACUUCAAGAACAAAACCAUGAGCAAAUUCGCGUUGAGGGUCAUUGAUUGGGUACCGAAAAGAUUGCUUUUCCAGAGGUUCCAGGAAGACGCUGCUUUCAUGGAUGAGCUUCUUUGCUGGCUUGCAUGUCAACAAGAGCGGCACUAUGUGGCCGUUCCCAUUCUCAAAGAACUGCCUGCUCAAGAGCAGACCGGAAAUAUCGACCAGAAUGGCUGGACGUUGGCUCACUGGGCGAUAUAUCAUAGGUUGCCUUCAGUGCUUCUACGGUGCCCGCCUUUGACACCCGGCGACAAAACUCGCGGCCUGGAGAUUAUUGGUCAACUGAAAAAGUCAAGCAAAACAAAGGAGCAGCAGCCUUUCGCGAAAGACAGUGCCAGGGAAGUGAAACAAGAGAAUCAAAGCACCAGGAAUGAGGAAGGUCGUACAGAAACUCAGGCUCGAGUCCUCGACGGAAUGAAACAUAUCCUUGACUUCAUCGGCCUAGAGACAACCCUUAGAGCCAGGGAGCCCCUCAGAAUCACCAAACCGACCAGCAGCAGAAUCAAAGAUUGCUUGAACGAGUUCCAGGCAAGCAUUGUCGAAGUCCGACAAAACGAAAAUGAGUUCAGCAUGGGUACUAGAUUCAGGGGGGUCUACAAUACCAUCUAUGAUGAGAAGGAAAGUUUCACGACAAUCAGAGACGCAAUAGAACAGUUCCAAAAGUCGACUAAGAAGUGGGUUCCAAGCACCCAAGUGUCUGGGAAAGGCCUCACGUGGGUCCAUCUUCCAGCAGCCAAUAUGGAAUGGAUGAUGAUGCCGUUUAUCUUGGCCGACUAUAAGCGACAUGAAACAAACAACAAUAGGAGAGACUUCCAAGACAUUCUAAAUGGAUAUUACCAAAGCCGGGGCUCCGUCGUUCAUGAUGCACCUACACUGGACGAGCACUAUUACCACUUUGCUGCAGAUGAGGAGUCUCAAAGAGACCGAGGCCACAGGAACAAGAAUCAAGUCUUCACCAAGUACCAGCAAGAAAAAUGGUUGAUCACAUCCGCUUCCUGUGCCGAAAUCGACAACGAGAGAACAAUUACAUUUAUCAACUCUAUCGUCGAUCACCUGCGCACUCAAGUUGAAGAUGGUAGUCGUGAACGUGGCCCGAAUUCUGCUGCAGAGCUGAGCAAAUCCAUUGCCGAGUACUGCGUUGGGACUUAUGACAGACAACAAGAGGUCCAGAAAUCGAAGUCUGACAAGAAGAAUGGAAAUCAACAAAAUCUCGCGAUGGAUGUCACGAAGGACAACGUGUCUACUGACAUAAGCGGAUCGACCACGAGGCAUGAAGCCGAAACCAGCGAGAUGUCGAUCCGCCAAACUUUUUCUAAUUUUAUUAACCGAAUUGGAAGACAAGAAGCCGACUUAUAUGGCCAGUUUUCUGGCUAUACAAGGACUUUGAGGCAAGAGGAAGAGACUAGCAGUAGUCACGGCAACCCAUUGACAACCGAGGAAGCAGUCAAGAAGGCAGCCCAGCUUUUGUUCGAGAUCAAAGAUGUCCGUGACGAGUUGAACAUACUCAGAACCGUUGCCGAAUUUCAACGGAAGGUUCAGUCGCGCAUGGAUGGCAGAGAGCCUAACGCGAUCAGCACUAUGUUGGAUGCAGACCUAACAGCUGCAUAUGUCAGAAAUGACAUUGAUGAAAUGGACAAGCUUGCUGGGAGGAUUAGAGAUGCUUUGCAUACCACCAUCACACUUCACGAGAGUGAGAUUUCUCUAGACCAGGGGAAAAGGGUGAUGAUGUUUACGGUGAUUACUGCUUGGUUUUUGCCUGCUUCAUUUCUCACCUCUUUGUUCGCCCUGGACGUGUCAUCUUUUCUUCAAGCACCAUUGUGGUCUCUACUCGUUACCCUGCUUGUGCCUUGUCUCGUCCUCGGGUUGGCGGGAGGCUACAUGUAUUACGGGCGGCACAUCAAAAGUGUCGCGAGCAAACUACCUCACUCCUGGGAAACAACUCCAAAAGACGUCUCUCACAGUCAAAGGAAAGAGACAGGAAACCUCACGGUGGGCAGCGCAUCAGCCGCCAAUACAAGACGAAACGGGCUUUGGCGAUCUUUGCCCGGGGUGAGACAUCGAGGAAGCAGAGGCCGUGAGAACGGCGUAGAAGUUCAAGUCUGA
Colletotrichum costaricense is the source of this 2421-nucleotide messenger RNA. RefSeq lists its product as uncharacterized. Gene Ontology annotation, molecular function: metal ion transmembrane transporter activity. NCBI's taxonomy places the organism in Eukaryota, Fungi, Ascomycota, Sordariomycetes, Glomerellales, Glomerellaceae. The coding region runs from base 1 to 2421 and encodes 806 amino acids. Gene Ontology annotation, cellular component: membrane. Gene Ontology annotation, biological process: metal ion transport; transmembrane transport. The record is from RefSeq and is a predicted model, not a curated record. The transcript is spliced from 9 exons.